Molecule: messenger RNA, 1068 nt
Organism: Caenorhabditis elegans
Lineage: Eukaryota; Metazoa; Nematoda; Chromadorea; Rhabditida; Rhabditidae
Gene: Y69A2AR.25
Product: DX domain-containing protein
Exons: 14
Coding region: 1-1014 (337 amino acids)
Source: RefSeq, marked reviewed
AUGCCUCAAAAUUUGGACGCUUUGACGGUUCAUGAAAAUGUUGAUUUUGGUACCAAGAGCACUGAUUUUCAGUUUAAGGAUUCGAAUAUUGGAUUCAAAAGCAUCGGAAAACGUCAAGACACAUCUACCAAAAAACAACCAUGCGAUCCAUCAGUAAAUAAAAAGUGUGUUUUCGAAGCCGAUUCAUCAGAUGGAACUUCAUAUUGUAAUAUGGAUGCGAACAAAAAAGACCCGCGUUGCCCAGGGAGUGAACCAGGUGAUAAUUGUCUCAAAAUCACUGAUAAGGACUGUCAUUUCCCACUCAAACAGGAGGAAAUUAAUCAAAAGUGUCAGGAUUUUAAGCAAGAUCACAGGUGUCCGGGAACGAUCUGGUACUGUACUAUCGCACCAAAGCAUGCCGAUAGGAACUUGUGCAAUAAUGUCAAUACAACACAUGAUCCAGAAGUGUGUUAUGCAGCAGGUGAUCCUGCGUGUGUAAAACCUAUCCCACCGACAGCAUCAUAUGGCACGGAUUUCUGCAAAAAGUAUACCAAUGAUUGCCAAUGUUACUCAAUGCGUCUUGGAUUCUUGCCUAUUUAUCCAAACCGCGCACUCUGCAAGUUGCAUCACGCUGAAAUAAAGAAAUGGAUUUGGGCAUGCGUUGUAAAAAGUGGGGAUAUUGGUGCAGGGUGUUACAAAGACACCGACCAUGAUUGCAAUCACAAUACGACAAUGACUGAGGCAGAAGCAAAAUACCUGUGCAUUGAUGAAUUUGAGUUUAGAGACUUGAGAUGUCCUAGACUCUCUGGUGAAGGUUGUGACAAGCCUGUUGAUGCCGAUUGCACAACGACUCCUGAACCCACAACCACGGUGACAACUACAUUCCCUACUACUUCGAUGAAGAAAUCGAAUUCAAAAUUGGAUGUGGCCACGUCAGCUCCGGUGGAACAAACUUCUCUUCAAAGUCAUCAGUCUUCGAUCAUCUCGCUGUCAAUUGGAAUUGUCUCCGCAUUUGUCAUUUUUACUGCUUACUAGAACUCACAACACUUUGAAAACCAAUGAAGUUUUAGAAAAAAUGGAAAUAUAUAA